CAGGAUAACGCGUAUAACCUUGGGUGCGCGUGCACAACAGUAUUCCGACGAUUCCACCUGCUAGCAGGCUGUGCGGCGAUAUCAACCAGACAUAUUUUAACUACGGCUACCUCAACCGAGCUAAUAUUGAGAACAAGAAGACAUUUCGAACGGAUGACCGAAGUCCUUGGUAUAUGGUAUGAUAUUAACGAUAAUUCGUUUAACAGCAGUUAUUACGCAUAUCCGAAUAGGAUACAUUAUCAUCCAAGGUACGUUAAGCCGAAAGAAGUCAAUCGGUCACAUCCUAUACCAGCGAUGUAUGAUUUGUCUGUAUGGAGUACGACGUAUAAUUUAUAUGGAUCUUCAAUGUCACCGAGUGGUGCAUACAUCUGUAAUAGAGGGGGAUCCCACUGGAUGGAAUACGGAUCAUCUGUGCCUGGACCCAGAGAGUUGGCCCUGAUAGCAGGAUUCCAAUUCAUAAAGGCUUAUAGACGAAAGCCCAUGCCCUGGUUCAAAUACGCAGUCAGGACGAGGAAACACACAUACCCGUGCCCGAAGUCCGAGUGGGGUUGGUUCCACUGUAUUCCAGGUGACUGGGCACCACUGGGUUUGGAUAGUGGUGCGACUUACUUUCGAUCUUUGGAAGGGUACGGCUGGCGCUACGAUGGCCUUAUUGGAAUGAACGCAGUGUCCAUGAGACUCCGCUCCAUUCCAAUAGUCCACUAUUUUACUGUACUGAACACCCAUGAAGUACUAGAUUUCCUGUACGGAGCAUUCACCGGUCAUUUGCCGUAUGAAUGGUUAGAUCAACGCUAUGAAAAUACGAAAGAGCGGUCUCCAAUAACCAAAAAAGUGCAGGUCCCCAGACAGUAUGAUCCAGCCCACCCAUACUAUUACGGUAAGGAAAUACCCAAUUAUAAGUGAAGUAAAGGGGUCCCCAUUAAAACAUAAAUGUGAAAUGAGAGCCAAUUUCAAUAUUAUGUAUGUCAUCGUUGUUGACUUUAAUGGCAAAACAAGUGAGAUCUAAAUGGGUGCC
Ostrinia furnacalis (Asian corn borer) is the source of this 1015-nucleotide messenger RNA. RefSeq lists its product as uncharacterized. Lineage: Eukaryota; Metazoa; Arthropoda; Insecta; Lepidoptera; Crambidae. The record is from RefSeq and is a predicted model, not a curated record. The annotation marks the transcript as partial. The transcript is spliced from 5 exons.